Messenger RNA from Hypoxylon trugodes, 1041 nucleotides. RefSeq lists its product as uncharacterized. The record is from RefSeq and is a predicted model, not a curated record. The coding region runs from base 1 to 1041 and encodes 346 amino acids. Lineage: Eukaryota; Fungi; Ascomycota; Sordariomycetes; Xylariales; Hypoxylaceae. The transcript has a single exon.
AUGGACGAACCCGGUUGGUCAUGGCCUUGUUGGAAAUUUCAGAUGAAGAGAGAUGAUCUCUUCACCAAACUACAUGAUCAAUAUAACACGGUCGCUUUCUCGAUUCAGGACCCCGAAGCCUUUCACCACGACGUCUACGAGAUUUCAAACACUGCAAGCUGUGCCGAUGAGUUUCACCGAUUACUAGCUGAACGCAAGCAGCUUCGUUUGAACGAGUUGAACCAAAGUUUAGAGUCUGCCUCGGUCGAGAUUAUAGCUAACCCGAAUCUUAUCGGGACUCACCAGUGGCAAUAUGCUCUUCAGCUUUUUCGUACGAAGUCGUUAGAUUCUCUCGUGAGAUACUUCGCGUCCUACCUUCCAGACGAUCAUCCGUGGCAUGAAUGCACCGACGCGUCCAAUGCGUUUUUCGACGAACCCGAGGAAGAUGGUCCUCUUAUGACGCAUGAACCUCUCCCCAUCAACACCAAUACUACUUCUAUACCAGCGAGCCAUCUUCCUCCUUCCCCCCGAUCCCUCACGAUGUGUUCGGAUGAUUCCGCGGUGUCGACACCAGCACGAACGCUAUCCUUCUCGGAAGCCGAGACAGAUCCAAUGGUGUUGUCGGGUACUCUGUCGCGAGGUUUCGAUGAUGAAGAGACCUCGCAGUCGGAUGAUCCCGACACACCAACUACGUCUAUUUCGGACUUUUCAGAAGACCAUACAGUAGAGUCGCAACCAGAUUAUCCGGAUGAAUAUGAUGACGAGGACACCAAGGUCGACGAUGAACCCACACCGAUGGGUCUUUCCGCACCGAGUGACGAUACCAACGAAUCAGAAACACCAACACCACGAAACGAACUUCGCUCGGAUUCAUACAUAGGUGAUGAUGAGGCUGCAAAGGUGGUUUCUUCUAAGCAAAGUCCACUUCGUAGAGACAUUCGUGAUAGGAGUCCGGGGUUGAUGAGGUCGGCGCGAAGGAGAAGUCCUGAGAUUGGGCGGGUGCAGAAACCCUCACCAGAUCCUACCAGAGUCAGACCUAUGGGUCGAAGACGAGUCAUCUAG